AUGUGUAACCCGGCUCUUAUCACCCAGACGGCCGCGCUAAUGGCGCUGAUGCACAUUAUUGGAUUAUUAUGGAUAAUAACACCGUUAUGGGCAGUAGAAGAUGUGCUGAUGGACUCCACAACAGCGACAGCAGAGCUGGGCUGGACGAUAUACCCAUCAUUAGGGUGGGAGGAAGUGAGUGGCUACGACGAGAACAUGAACACUAUUCGCACCUACCAGGUGUGCAACGUCUUCAGAGCCAACCAAAACAACUGGGUGCGCACCAAUUACAUUCGCCGCCGAGGCGCUCAGCGCAUCCACGUGGAGAUCAAGUUCUCGGUAAGAGACUGCAGCAGCGUCCCCAACGUCCCAGGCUCCUGUAAGGAGACCUUUAACCUCUACUAUUUUGAGUCAGACUCAGACCUAGCCACCAAAGUGCACCCUCCGUGGAUGGAGAACCCCUGGAUCAAAGUGGACACUAUAGCGGCGGACGAGAGCUUCUCACAGGUGGAUCUGGGCGGCAGGGUGAUGAAGAUCAACACAGAAAUGCGCAGCUUCGGACCUGUGUCUCGCAACGGCUUCUACCUGGCCUUUCAGGAUUACGGAGCCUGCAUGUCACUCAUCGCUGUGCGAGUGUUCUUCAGGAAGUGUCCCCGCGUGGUGCGGAACGGAGCAGUUUUUCCUGAGACUUUAUCAGGUGCUGAGAGCACUUCAUUGGUGGCUGCUAGGGGCACGUGCAUACCUAAUGGAGAGGAAGUGGAUGUGCCCAUUAAACUUUAUUGCAACGGAGAUGGCGAGUGGUUGGUCCCUAUCGGGCGCUGCAUGUGCAAGGCAGGACAUGAGGCUGUAGAGAACGGCACCACCUGCAAAGCAUGCCCUUCUGGAUUUUUCAAACCAUCCCAAGGAGAUCAGCCGUGCCUGCAGUGCCCCAUUAACAGCCGCACCACUAACGAAGGAGCCACCAGCUGUGUCUGCCGCAACGGCUACUACCGCACCGAUUCAGACCCAGCUCAGAUGCCCUGCACAACUGUACCCUCCGCCCCUCAGAGAGUGCUUUCCAGUGUGAACGAGACAUCGCUCAGGCUCGAGUGGGUUCCCGCACGUGACAGCGGUGGGCGUAAUGACCUGGUCUACAACAUCAUCUGCAAGAGCUGCGGAUCGGGUCGAGGCGCCUGCACGCGCUGCGGAGACAACGUGCAGUUCGUGCCGCGGCAGCUGGGCCUCACGGAACCGAGGGUGCAUAUCAGCGACCUGCUCGCGCACACGCAGUACACUUUCGAGAUCCAGGCGGUCAACGGAGUGUCUGAUCAGAGCCCUUACUCACCCCAGUUUGCCUCGGUCAACAUCACUACCAACCAGGCGGCUCCGUCAGUGGUAUCCAUCAUACACCAGGUCAGCAAGACAAUAAACAGCAUCACACUGUCAUGGUCUCAGCCAGAUCAGCCGAACGGAGUCAUCCUAGACUACGAGUUGCAGUAUUAUGAGAAAAACACGGCUGAGCUGAACUCGUCUGUACUGAGAAGCCAGACUAAUACAGCUGUGAUUCGAGGUCUAAAACCCGGAACCAUCUACGUGUUUCAGGUGCGAGCUCGGACCGUGGCCGGAUUUGGACGCUUUAGUGGGAAAAUGUACUUUCAAACCAUGACUGAAGAGGAGUAUGAUUCAAGCCUGAAGGAGAAACUCCCUCUCAUCAUCGGCUCUGCUGCUGCAGGCAUUGUUUUUCUCAUCUCUGUCAUUGUGCUGAUCAUUGUCUGCCAUCGGAGAGGAAGUGACAGACCAGAUUCUGAGUUUACAGAUAAGCUCCAGCACUACACCAGCGGCCACAUGUCACCAGGAAUGAAGAUCUAUAUCGAUCCUUUUACUUACGAGGACCCCAACGAGGCGGUGCGUGAGUUUGCUAAAGAAAUAGACAUGUCCUGUGUGAAGAUCGAACAAGUAAUUGGUGCAGGUGAGUUUGGGGAGGUGUGCAGCGGCAAUCUUCGCCUGCCUGGGAAGAGAGAGAUCCUGGUGGCUAUUAAAGCACUUAAAUCAGGCUACACCGAGAAGCAGAGGAGGGACUUUCUGAGUGAGGCCAGCAUCAUGGGCCAGUUUGAUCACCCCAACAUUAUUCACUUGGAGGGUGUGGUGACUAAAAGCAGUCCUGUUAUGAUCAUCACCGAGUUCAUGGAGAAUGGAUCGCUGGACUCUUUCCUCAGGCAAAAUGAUGGGCAGUUUACAGUGAUCCAGUUGGUGGGCAUGCUGCGGGGUAUAGCAGCAGGUAUGAAGUAUCUGUGUGACAUGAAUUAUGUGCACCGAGACCUGGCUGCCCGCAACAUUCUGGUUAACAGCAACCUAGUGUGCAAAGUGUCCGACUUCGGGCUGUCCCGCUUUUUGGAGGAUGACACGUCAGACCCAACUUACACCAGCACCCUGGGAGGGAAGAUUCCCAUCCGAUGGACCGCGCCGGAGGCAAUCCAGUACAGGAAGUUUACCUCCUCCAGCGAUGUGUGGAGCUAUGGCAUCGUCAUGUGGGAGGUCAUGUCCUAUGGAGAAAGACCAUACUGGGACAUGAGCAAUCAAGAUGUGAUCAAUGCUAUAGAGCAGGAUUAUAGAUUACCUCCUCCUAUGGAUUGUCCCAAUGCAUUACACCAGCUAAUGCUGGACUGCUGGCAGAAGGACCGAAACAAUCGACCUAAAUUUGGACAGAUUGUGAACACCCUGGACAAAAUGAUCCGCACCCCCAACAGCCUGAAGGUCACCACUCCGCUCUCUUCAGGUGUGCAUCUACCUCUGCUGGACCGCAGCACUCCAGACUUCUCCAGCUUCAGCACUGUGGAUGAGUGGCUGGACGCCAUCAAGAUGGGCCAGUACAAGACCAACUUCGACAACGAGGGCUUUAGCUCCUUUGAUGCAGUGUCACAGAUGACUCUAGAUGAUAUCCUGAAAGUUGGAGUGACUCUGGCUGGCCAUCAGAAAAAGAUCCUCAACAGCAUACAGAUGAUGCGAGCUCAGAUGAACCAGAUUCAGUCGGUGGAGGUUUGACCCUCUUGGGUAGAAGCUCCUGGACUGAAUCCCUCUUCCAGCCCCCCUGGCUUCAGAAUCCAACUGUGGUCCUUUCUGUGGAGAUGUCCUCUGUAGGGAAGGCCCUGGUGAGGGAAUCCCACACAUGAAACAUCCCCCAAACCAGCAGCAGGCAGCAGGAAACGUUGUACACCAGGGAUAGCUGAUGAAGUGAUGGAACUCUUCAUUAUUGUGCACUGACAGUGAUGAUUCUACGAGAAGUUUUCAGUUUGAUCACUAUUAGUUUAUAAGCUUAUUUUGACCCUAAAUGUGGGAAUCUUUGCAGAUUAACCGGCUACCCUUCAAAAGGACAACAGGUCAAAUCAAUAGUGCUCUUUUUUAUCUGUCCUAGUAUUCUGUUAAAGUAAAAGGAGAUAAAAGAAGCAUAGAGACGAUGAGGGUUUGGUAUGGACUGUGGACUAAUGGCCAAAUGAAAAGCCUCUUACAUUCCUGCUGUCAUAUGGUUAGGAAGGAUCCAUGUGGCAGCUAAUUCCCAAGUGGGCACUUGUAGAAAUUGUAAAAAGUUA
This is a messenger RNA of Trichomycterus rosablanca, 3545 nucleotides long. It is a transcript of the gene ephb2a, whose product is annotated as eph receptor B2a. NCBI's taxonomy places the organism in Eukaryota, Metazoa, Chordata, Actinopteri, Siluriformes, Trichomycteridae. The record is from RefSeq and is a predicted model, not a curated record. Gene Ontology annotation, molecular function: ATP binding; transmembrane-ephrin receptor activity; protein binding. Bases 1 to 3000 code for a protein of 999 amino acids. The transcript is spliced from 16 exons. Gene Ontology annotation, cellular component: dendrite; plasma membrane. Gene Ontology annotation, biological process: axon guidance; protein phosphorylation; ephrin receptor signaling pathway.